This is a messenger RNA of Diachasmimorpha longicaudata, 1136 nucleotides long. RefSeq names its product Blocked early in transport 1 (gene Bet1). Gene Ontology annotation, biological process: vesicle fusion with Golgi apparatus; endoplasmic reticulum to Golgi vesicle-mediated transport. Bases 507 to 854 code for a protein of 115 amino acids. Gene Ontology annotation, molecular function: SNAP receptor activity. Gene Ontology annotation, cellular component: SNARE complex. NCBI's taxonomy places the organism in Eukaryota, Metazoa, Arthropoda, Insecta, Hymenoptera, Braconidae. The transcript is spliced from 3 exons. The record is from RefSeq and is a predicted model, not a curated record.
AGAGCUGGGAGGUUUUUGGCUGUAGAAGGCCCAGGAGCCGAGAAAAACGCGAAAAAUGAGAAUUUCGAUUUUAGAAUAUUCCUGGAGCCCUGGAAGAAUCGGAAAUGGACUGCCCCGAAGGGCAUGCCACGCACUCCGUGGUAAUUCCUUACCUACAGCCACGUUCAGGCGCCACCGCCACGAAAUUUACCGGCUGAAGCCACUCCAUAAGCGUCAGGAAUCUCUCUUAUAACCUCUGCGUGAGACAGCAGAGACAGCUGUGGUAAAUUGUAGGUUAGGAUAACCUUCAUUAGUGACGACAAAAACAAGCACUUGUCUCCUGCUCCUACGUAUGUCAAAAUUUGAUGGAUUUGAUGACGUGGAGUUUCCCUCGUUUGAGAAAUCCCGAAGGAAUUGACGGAGGUCAUAACUAGGGAGCUGUGAUAACUGUAAAUAUACGGAGAACGUUACGAAUGGAAAUAUCUAUUUUUUACAGUUAGUAGUGAAAUAUACAGGGACCAAGAAAAAUGAGGCGAUCACACUCGGGUGAGCGGGCGGGCUAUAGCUAUGAGCCUCUACCCACUACAUCACGAAAUCUUCUUGAAGAUGAAAACGAAAGGCUGGAGGGUGAACUCAAGGAUAAAAUUCACGCCCUCAAGAGUUUGUCGAUAGACAUUGGAACUGAGGUCAAAUAUCAGGAUAAAAUGUUACGUGGCAUGGACGAGGAUUUUGAGAGGACGAGUGGCUCACUGUCGUCAUCAGUCUCCAGGGUAAUUCGAAUGGCCAAAGCUGGACACAACUACUACAUUCUCUAUUUAUUUUUAUUCUCUAUAUUUGUAUUUUUCGUUAUUUGGAUAGUGUUAAAAUUUAAGUGACCGAUAAAUUUCUGUACAAUGAGUCUUCAUCGUUUUUACGAGUUGUGAGUUGCCUUUCGAGAAACCACUGGGCUAAAUGCGACACGACUGUUUUCUCAUUCUCAUUAAUUUCUUGAACGUUCGUUAAAGCGGCAACAUUUCGCUCUUUAUAAAAAUCCGAAUUGUUGAGUCAUGAAAAUUACUAAAGUGCAUUUUAUCCCACCCUUUCGCCUGCCCAUCAAGUGGCCACAUUCGAAUUGUAAUUAAACUUCAUUAAAAUGAAAAUAAAUUCUGUCAUGAGAA